AUGGCCACUCGGGUUGACGGAAGCCAUGGAGAUGAACUGAUCACCUGGUGGCAUGAAGACAACAUCACGGAGAAGAGGGAGCUUCAGCCAGAGGAAGAUCGGAGAGUUGUGCGCUCGCCCUUCUUUGAAGUUUCUGUGUGGACCGCGGCGGAGCCCGAAAAGGCUGACCGGAGGCAGAAGCCAUUUCCUUACUUCUCAUGGCCUCGUAUGGGACGCCAGAAGUGGGGCUACUCCAAGGACGACGGGGCCGAGGAUUUCGACAGGAAUCACUGCACCUGCACAUGGGCACACUUCCUCUAUUCGACUGAUGUCUGGGUAGAGGUCACUCUCUUGGGUGAUGCAGACCGCCCCAAUAUUGCAGAAGAGAUCCUCGUUCGUCCUCGCAAGAUUUCGGAACAAACUGAGGGCGGAUACUGGCGGCCAGAGAAAUCGGGAAAGAAUGCCGUGAAGAUCAAGAUACCUUACAGCGCAGAGGGCUUGCGUUUUUCCCUGGAGUUCAGCUGGGAGAUCUUUACAUUCCAGCACGAAGGUCGCGACAUCGCGGAGAUACCUCACAAUGCUCUUAUCCUGUUUGCGGAGCCCAUUGAGAAGCAGAUCAGGCCAGAGGAUGUUUUCUCCGCAGAGGAGCUUGAAUCGAAAGUCCACUACAUCGAUGCUGAGAAGGACUUCCCGUUGAACUUAGAUGCCGUCCACAAGCCCGUCAUCUACUUUCCGGCCGGCGUCUAUGCCAUGGCAUGGAACUAUCAUGCGUACCUCAACAGUGAGAUCGAGUGGAUCUAUCUGGCACCGGGGUCAUACAUCAAAGGUGCGAUACAGUUCCGUGGCGAAAGUGGGAAAACGCCUGAGAAGCUGCGAAUCACAGGAGCCGGCACUAUUUCCGGCGAGAAGUAUGUCUAUGAGUGCGACAAGGAAAACGGCUACGCGACUCGGCCAGCGCAUGAAGCAGGAGGCUACGAAGGGCGCUGCCUGAAGAUGAUGGAGUUCUAUUCGCCUGGGGACAUGAACCAGGAGCUGGAGGUUCACGGCAUCACGCUCACGAAUCCACCCUUCCAUUCCUUUACCGUCUACGGAAGCCUGGACCAGGCAUGCUCCAAAUUCGCCACCAGCGUGGAGAACUACCACAUGGUAGGAGUUUGGUACUACCAAACCGAUGGCCCCGAGGUUCCCAGCUGGUCCAUGGUCCAGAACUCCUUCUUCCAGACUGGGGAUGAUUGCAUCAAGCUCUACUGGAGCCAUGUGACGGUGCGGAGGAUUACGGCCUGGUUUCAAGGAAACGGUGGCUUUAUCCAGUUCGGUUGGAAGCCUCGCAACCUUACCCAGAUCACGUGUGAGGAGGUGGACGUGAUCCAUGACCUUUCUCGCUACAGGCAGGCCGACAACUGUGCCAUCGUUUGCGCAGCCGACCUGAUCACGGACAGCGACAAGGCGGCUGCACACGAGUUCUGUAUUGAAAGCCUGGUGCUGAGGGAUAUCCGCGUGGAGGGGAAGUGCAUGUGUCCUAUCCGUAUUGCGGUUCAGUCCCAGAUCCAGAAUAUCAAAAUUGAGCGCUUAUGGAUUGACGAGUGGGAUCGAUCAGAGGACCGGUGUGGCCUCAAGGACUUCAAGAAGAAUUCUCAUGUGACAAAGUACUUCAGUGAUUUGAAGGAGGCUUUCCUUGAAAUCUCUGACUUUCGGAUCGGCGGCGACGUGGUCACUGAAGCGAACGCAGAAUCCUUGGGCAGGAUGACAGUCGACCCUCUUUUCCACAGCAAGUGGUGCCUCCUAGCCUCCCCUGAACAUAGCCGACAAGAGCAUCAAGAGCAUCGUCCGCAUCCUCGGCCCGCCAACAAGUGUGUUACGAUGUGA
Symbiodinium sp. CCMP2592 is the source of this 1845-nucleotide messenger RNA. The record is from the annotation of a GenBank genome assembly. Lineage: Eukaryota; Dinophyceae; Suessiales; Symbiodiniaceae.